GCCCGGCUGCCAACCCGCCCUCCCUUGCCGCAGGGUCACCUUGGCCGGGCUGGCGGCCAAGGGCUGCUUCGGACCCGACAUGCCCCAGCUGCCCAGCGGCCGCCUGGUCCCCUGAGCUGUCCUCAUCCCCGCAAACUGCGGUUUGGGGAGGGGGCUGCUGGGGACUGGGGGAGGUCGGCCCUAUUGACCAUUUGGGAAACUGUCCCCUUUCCCAGCACAGGCCGAGGGAGGGCUUGCUGGGGUCAGUACGCCAAGAGACCUGAUGGAGGAGCUGGUGGGGCUGCGUGAGGGCUCCUCAGGGGAUCCUGUGACUCUGCAGGAGCUGUGGGGCCCAUGUCCCCACAUCCGCCAAGGCAUCCGAGGAGGCCUGGAGUGGCUGAAGCAGAAGCUGUUCCGCCUGGGCGAGGACUGGUACUUCCUGAUGGCCCUUGGGGUGCUCAUGGCCCUGGUCAGCUACACCAUGGACUUCGCUGUCAGGAGUGUGGUCCAAGCACACCAGUGGCUGUACCGGGAGAUUGGGGAUGGUCACAUGCUCCGGUAUCUCUCCUGGACCGUGUACCCUGUGGCCCUCGUCUCUUUCUCCUCGGGCUUCUCCCAGAGCAUUACGCCCUCCUCUGGAGGUUCUGGAAUCCCAGAGCUGAAGACCAUGUUGUCGGGUGUGAUCUUGGAGGACUACCUGGAUAUUAAGAACUUUGGGGCCAAGGUGGUGGGCCUCUCCUGCACCCUGGCCUGUGGCAGCACUGUCUUCCUGGGCAAAGUGGGUCCCUUCGUGCACCUGUCUGUGAUGAUGGCUGCCUAUCUGGGCCGUGUGCGCACAGCGACCAUCGGGGAGCCUGAGAACAAGAGCAAGCAAACUGAAAUGCUGGCGGCAGCGGCGGCAGUGGGUGUGGCCACAGUCUUCGCAGCUCCCUUCAGCGGCGUCCUGUUCAGCAUCGAGGUCAUGUCUUCCCACUUCUCUGUCUGGGAUUACUGGAGGGGCUUCUUUGCAGCCACCUGCGGGGCCUUCAUGUUCCGACUCCUGGCGGUCUUCAACAGCGAGCAGGAGACCAUCACCUCCCUCUUCAAGACCAGUUUCCGGGUGGACGUCCCCUUCGACCUGCCAGAGAUCUUCUUUUUUGGUCCCUUCGUGCACCUGUCUGUGAUGAUGGCUGCCUACCUGGGCCGUGUGCGCACAGCGACCAUCGGGGAGCCUGAGAACAAGAGCAAGCAAACUGAAAUGCUGGCGGCAGCGGCGGCAGUGGGUGUGGCCACAGUCUUCGCAGCUCCCUUCAGCGGUGAGACCCCUCGUGCCCCGCCCCCUGGUCUGUGGCCAGGAGCUGCCAUCGGGCGCCUCUUUGGGGAGACUGUCUCUUUUGUUUUCCCUGAGGGCAUCGUGGCUGGAGGGGUCACCAAUCCCAUCAUGCCUGGUGGGUAUGCCCUGGCAGGGGCUGCAGCCUUCUCAGGGGCUGUGACCCACACCAUCUCCACGGCGCUGCUGGCCUUUGAGAUGACUGGUCAGAUAGUGCAUGCGUUGCCCGUGCUGAUGGCAGUGCUGGCAGCCAAUGCCAUUGCACAGAGCUGCCAGCCCUCUUUCUACGAUGGCACCAUCAUCGUCAAGAAGCUGCCAUACCUGCCACGGAUUCUGGGCCGCAGGAUCGGCUCCCACCAUGUGAGGGUGGAACACUUCAUGAACCACAGCAUCACCAUGCUGGCCAAGGACAUGCCACUAGAGGAGGUGGUCAAGGUCGUGACCUCCACAGACAUAGCCGAGUAUCCCCUGGUGGAGAGCACAGAGUCCCAGAUCCUGGUGGGCAUUGUGCGAAGGCCCCCGCUGGUGCAGGCCCUCCAGGCUGAGCCUCUUUCCUGGGCUCCGGGACAGCAGUGUCUCCAGGACAUCUUGCUCCUCCAGGCACACAACCUCUUUGAGCUGUUGAACCUUCAGUCCCUCUUCGUGACAUCGCGGGGCAGAGCUGUGGGCUGCGUGUCCUGGGUAGAGAUGAAGAAAGCAAUUUCCAACCUGACAAACCCACCAGCCCCAUAGUGAGCCGGCCCAGCAAGAUGAAGCAGGGCACCCCAGCUGCCCUGGUGCUGAGGUUGGGCUGAGACCCCGCCUCUCUUCCCCCAUCACCACCCAUCCCUCCCUCCAGCCCAACUCCAUUCCUUGGCAUAAGAGGCAGCUGUAACCCAGCCCAGAAGAGGAUGGCUCAUUCUGGGAGAAACGAUGGCUCCUGAUUGAAAGCCAAGUCCCACCUUGGACAGAGCUCAGAGCGUGAGAUGCUGAAGACCAGUAUCUGGCAGGUGCUCAGUGACUGACCAUCACAUUAAUGAAUGACAAGGUUGGGGUAUGCUGUCACCAAGGGCAGGCACAGAUGCUCUCUGGGGUUGUCUGAUUCCCAGUGAGAGGCUCCUGAGAAAAAUAAAGCUGGUUCCCAGAG
This is a messenger RNA of Cebus imitator (Panamanian white-faced capuchin), 2414 nucleotides long. Its product is annotated as chloride channel protein ClC-Kb-like. The record is from RefSeq and is a predicted model, not a curated record. Gene Ontology annotation, cellular component: membrane. The transcript has 18 exons. Gene Ontology annotation, biological process: chloride transport; transmembrane transport. NCBI's taxonomy places the organism in Eukaryota, Metazoa, Chordata, Mammalia, Primates, Cebidae. Bases 263 to 2020 code for a protein of 585 amino acids. Gene Ontology annotation, molecular function: voltage-gated chloride channel activity.